Molecule: messenger RNA, 2083 nt
Organism: Sinocyclocheilus anshuiensis
Lineage: Eukaryota; Metazoa; Chordata; Actinopteri; Cypriniformes; Cyprinidae
Product: bromodomain-containing protein 9-like
Exons: 17
Coding region: 28-1974 (648 amino acids)
Biological process (GO): regulation of transcription by RNA polymerase II
Cellular component (GO): nucleus
Source: RefSeq, a predicted model, not a curated record
GAUUUUUCCACAUAAAUAAGGGCAAAAAUGGGGAAGAAGCACAAGAAACACAGACCCGAGUGGAGAAAGGUUGAAGGAGACUACGAGGACAAACCCCUGGAUAAACCCCUGAAGCUGGUGCUCAAGGUGGGCGGCAGUGAAGUGACCGAGCUCUCCGGAUCCGGACACGACUCCAGUUACUAUGACGACCGCUCUGACCACGAGUGGGAGAGGCACAAAGAGAAGAAAAAGAAGAAGAAGAAGAAAUCGGAGAAAGAGAAAUACGUAGAUGAUGAGGGUAGGAGGAGGAGGAAGGAGGAGAAAAAGAAAAAGCGUGAGAGAGAGCAGUCAGAAAACGCUGCCAGUGCACCAGUGGAGCCGUUCACCCUGCCGAAGCCCGUGGAGGUGCUUCCAGAGGAGAAGAAGCGGAAGCGGGACAAAUUCGAAUCGGAAUCAGAAGCAGAUGAAUUUCUUCCUGGAGUGAAAGUAGAAGUGGAGCAGCAGGCGGAUCGGCCCGUACGAGCCUGUCGAACUCAACAAGAAAACGAAUGCACCCCUCGCCAGCAGCUCUUGGAGCAUUUCUUGCGUUUGCUUCAAAGGAAAGAUGCACACGGAUUCUUCGCCUUCCCGGUGACAGACGCCAUUGCUCCAGGAUACUCCAUGAUAAUCAAACAUCCCAUGGACUUCAGCACAAUGAAGGACAAAAUCGAUGCAAACGAAUACAAAACUAUCACAGAAUUCAAGGCAGACUUCAAGCUGAUGUGUGACAACGCCAUGGUUUAUAACCGACCGGAGACGGUUUACUACAAGGCCGCUAAGAAACUUCUCCACACAGGAUUCAAAAUGAUGAGCAAAGAGCGGCUGUUAGCUUUGAAGCGCAGCAUGACGUUUAUGCAGGACAUGGAUUUCUCUCAGCAGGCUGCCAUUUUGGGAGAUGACCACAUCACGGCUAAGGAACCGGUGACGGAGAUCCUGCCGAUCCACACGGAGUACCCCAAAAAGUCCAAGAAGCAGCCUGUAAAAGAGCCUAUCAUCAGUGAUCUGUAUGAGCUGGAGGGCAACGCCUGCAGUUUGACGGACAGCACGGCGGAGGAGCAUGUGUUGGCGCUGGUGGAGCACGCGGCGGAUGAAGCGCGGGAUCGAAUCAAUAGUUUCAUGCCGAACUCUAAGGUGCAGCCGAGCUGUAACCUAAUGUUUCUUACACUCACAAAGUUUUGCACAAAGUUUAUCCAGAAGGAAGAGACUCAUCCUAUAGAUUUGAGCACUUUGGCAAAUAAGCUCAUACCUGGACUGACGUCGCUGGGUUUUAAAGACGACAGGAGGCACAAAGUGACGUUCUUGAGCAGCGCGUACAACACUCAGACCCUUCAGAACAACUCCGUCUAUCCUGACCUGCUUCCAGAGGAGAUGGACAUGCUGUACUCGGCUUACGGAGACGAGACUGGGGUCCAGUGUGCUCUCAGUCUGCAGGAGUUUGUCAAGGGUUGUGGGAGUUUUACCAAAAGGCUUGUGGGUGAUUUGCUGGAUAAAAUGACGGCUGGCGAUCAUUCGAAAGCCAUCAUCCAAAUCCGACAGAACAGAAACUUGCCGAUUGAUGACACUAAAUCUAGUUUAUGUGACAUGCCGGGAACAGAUGGAAGUGGCAUGGAAUCUGGUUCAGUGCUGGAUUUCAUGUCCAUGAAGAGCUACCCAGACAUGUCUCUAGAUAUGCUCAACACAUUAGGUAAAUGUGUGAAGAAGGAGCCGGAGCAUGAAGACGGUCAUCAGCACUUUGACGAUGCAGCUAGACUCCUGCAGGAGUUCCAGGACGCAGCGGUGGACCGAGUCGGAUCCCGACCCUCCUCCAAUCUCUCGUCCCUGUCAAACACUUCAGAGAGGGAUCACCACCAUUUAGGAAGUUCACCUCAUCUGGGUGUUGGAGAUCAGACAGAGAUGGUUCAGGACCCGUAUGAGUUUCUUCAGUCUCCAGAGCCUGGAUCCACCGCUAACAGCUGAUGUGACACUCAGACCGACACGCUGUAAUUAUGUGCUGUUCUAAAGGCUUGUACAGAUUCACUGCAUCACGUGCUUGUUUUUAAAUAAAAGGUCUGUGUCUGAUUCCCUU